AUUAAAUCCCCGUAAUGGACUAUCCCGGGGCUUCAUGCAACAGUCACCUAAAGGCACAUCGUUUCUGUUUGGGGUCCCCAGAGAUGUAGGACCAAGGACUGGAAAGGGGACACUAGGGGAGUUAGCAGGCCUGAAUUCCCAGGGACCUCACCCACAUUUUUUCAUAACCUUUUUUUAUUUUUAAUUGCCCUGCUCCUGUGCCCUCCCCCAUCCUAGGGCUAAGCAGCGGCUGAUUUGUAAGGGAAGGUGGGCACGUUUCUUUUCCACCUCCAGAUCUGGGCUGGAAAAAACCCUCCAACCAGGCCUCCUCUCCCUGGGUGAAGAGGAGAGUAGGACAGAGUGGGGAGCGAGGCAGGGCCUCAUCAUUCCAUAGCUCAGGAGCCAUGGCCGUUUCCCUGGGCCUCCCAGAGGCUCCCGCCCUCCUCCGGCUUUCACUGCCUGGAGACUGAGGAUGAGGACACCUGCCCCAAAGGCCCCAAGAAGGAAGACUGGGUGAGGGGAAGCAGAGAUGCUUGGAGGACAAAGUGUAGGAGGUAACUGGGAAAGGAGGUGUGUGUUCAGCCUGGGGUUGUGAAAACCACUGCGGGAAGGAUGUUUGUAGGCCUUCAUUCACCUGCCAGCCACAUUGUGAAGCGAGGUCCCUAGCACCUCCCCCAAACUCCAAACGGAACCCACACAACCCCAAAUUUUGUCCUUGAGGAUUCUACUCCACAUCCCAUCUGCAAAGGCUGGUUUGGAAGUAACCUGCCUCCAUCAGGCAACCCCCUCAAGUUGUCAGGGAAGUUCCUUGUGGGCCUCAGCCAACCCCUGUCCUAGCUCAGGACCCUCCUCAGCCUCCACCAUGGGGACUGACAUCCCUGCAGCCCCACCCUACUGGCUUCUCAUUCAAUGCUGCCAUGUAUGUGCUUGUUUCCUCUUACCCAUUCCUUUUCCCCAUUCCAACCCAGAGGGAAUCUACAGGCCUUAUUAUCUCUCUGUGGCCUUCAGGGUAGCUGCUUCUCUGUGGCCUGGAGGAGCCCCCAAGAGGCAUUGCUCUUCUUCCUAAUUAACCUGUGUCCUGUCUGUGGCCUGUAAUGGAAUCAUCAGCCAAGGCCUUGAGCCCAGGGCCCUUCCCUAAGCCUAAUCUUGGAGGAAUUGACAUGGGGGAAUAAAUGUCUUUGCUUCUCCCAGGGCCUCCUGACCCUGUGCCCUCUGGUCUCCAGGGCCACAAUAGUGCCUCUAACUGCCAGGUUGAGUAUCAUGUUAGGUGGUGUCAGGUUCUUUUGCCAAGCUGGUCCUACCCAGCCUGGCUCUGAGACAGGGAGGUAGAAGGUAAGGGCUGAUAGGUUGAAUAGCAUGAAGCCCAGAAGGAGGGAAGAUAGCUCAAUAGCAGUGACUGGACUCCCCCACUCCUCAUGACAUGCUUGUCCAUACCAAGGAUCAUGACUAAAGGGACCACAUUUGACACUAUGGCUCCUGGGUCUUUGUGGGCCUCCAGGGCAAAAGAGGAAAUGAACAGUGGAUGGGGACGGGCAUCUCCCUUGCUGGCUGAAUCCCCCAUGCUUAUGUAUCUCCUGAGUCUUGACAGCUUUGACCCUAGCCCCUGACCAGACUCCACCCUUUCCCCCUUACCUACCCAGGGGCCAAUGCAGAGCUGGGAGGGAGAGGGGCCCAGUAACUAUACCUGCCUCCCUAGGCUCAUCUUUGGCACCUUGUACCCAGCCUAUUCUUCCUACAAGGCCGUGAAGACCAAAAACGUGAAGGAAUAUGUGAAAUGGAUGAUGUACUGGAUCGUCUUUGCCUUCUUCACUACAGCUGAGACGCUGACGGACAUUGUACUCUCCUGGUUCCCCUUCUACUUUGAGCUCAAGAUUGCCUUUGUGAUAUGGCUUCUGUCCCCUUACACCAAGGGCUCCAGCGUACUCUACCGCAAGUUUGUGCACCCAACACUAUCCAACAAGGAGAAGGAGAUCGAUGAGUACAUCACACAGGCCCGGGACAAGAGCUACGAGACCAUGAUGAGAGUGGGCAAGAGAGGCCUGAACCUGGCUGCCAAUGCCGCUGUCACAGCUGCUGCCAAGGGCCAGGGGGUGCUGUCAGAGAAGCUCCGGAGCUUCAGCAUGCAGGACCUGACGCUGAUCCGAGACGAGGAUGCACUGCCUCUGCAGGGAACUGAAGGCCGCCUCCGAACUGCCCCUGGUGGCCUUCUAGACACCAUUGAGGACUUAGCUGAUGAGGCUGCCCUGAGUAUAAGGUCUAGCACAAACCAGACAGAUCCCCGGACAGAGACCUCAGAGGAUGACAUGGGAGACAAGGCCCCCAAGAGGGUCAAAUCCAUCAAAAAAGUGCCCAAAACUGAGCCACUGGCUUCCAAGACACUAAAGACCAGGCCUAAGAAGAAGAGCUCUGGCGGGGGUGACUCAGCUUGAGGCCCCAUGCCCCCACACUGCGGAGCAAAGAGGGAGCCCAAGGAAGGGGCCACAGCCCUAGCCCCUGCUCUAUACUGUGCCAUCAGCCUAGGUGUCUCAGGCUCUGGGGCUCCCUCAGAUACUCGUUCCUGAGACCCACCCAGUGGCCACUCCUCUGGAGGGGGCUUGGAAAAGAGAAGAGAGGCCCAGCUGUGCGGGUUGUGGGUAGAGGUGGCCCCAGAGCUGAGCACUGAGCUCCCAAGGAGGGGAGGGCUCCUCAGCCCACACUGCUCUUCUCCCCACUCCAGUCCUGCCCUGCCCAUCCAGUGCCUUGCUGAAGACCAUGGCCAUCCCCUUCUUUGAGGCCCUGACAUGCCCCCCUGUUCUCCCCAGGAUGAGGGUUAGGGACAGUCACAGCCAGAUGUACCAAGGAAGGGGCCUGAAGGCACUGGGAGAAAGGGAGCAAAUAGGACAGGCCUUGAGGGACCUGGAUGGGGCUUCUAGACACAGCUUUUGAGUGAAGGACAUGAAUUUUGUGUGGAUUUAAAUGACUGAGAUGCCCUGAUCAGAGCUGCAUCUGGUAAGGCUGUGUGCUACAUGUCCCCCCUGAAAAAAGAGGGUAGGGUUCGGUGUGUGAGUGUUGAGUGUUAUUUUACUGGGUCUAGAGCUGGGGCCAGUUUGGGUUAAGGACUCUCCCUCUAGUGCUCACCUCCUUCCACUCUCAGCCCUGGUCUUUCCCCCUCUUCACUGUCCCUGCUAGUCUCUGAGCCUCAGAGGAUCCCAGCCCAGGUCAGGAUGGGGCUCUAAGGGACCUCUCUGCUCCCCCUCUAUCCUUGAUCCUUUUUGCCUCACCUACUCCUGUCCUGACUUCCUAGACCUCAGUCACUGCAGAAGCCCCGCUGAGCUGGCUCCUUCCUCUUCCCACUGGGUCCUUCUUUGCCCCAGGGUCCCAUUCUUAAGCCAAGCAGACCCCUGUCAGAGCCCAGCUCCAACCCUACCCCACCUCCCAUUUCUGCGUGGCUACCAUCAGGGCCAAGAGGAACCUGUGACAAAAGAAAUGCAGGAGCAGAAGGACUCUCAAUUCUUUGUAAAGAUAGUGCCCAUUGGACCUUUGGCACUAGAUGAGCCAAUAAACCAAAUUCUGGCACCUCA
Messenger RNA from Marmota monax (woodchuck), 3539 nucleotides. It is a transcript of the gene Reep2, whose product is annotated as receptor accessory protein 2. Gene Ontology annotation, biological process: endoplasmic reticulum tubular network organization. Gene Ontology annotation, molecular function: microtubule binding; taste receptor binding. The coding region runs from base 1626 to 2408 and encodes 260 amino acids. Gene Ontology annotation, cellular component: endoplasmic reticulum membrane; cytoplasmic microtubule; endoplasmic reticulum tubular network. NCBI's taxonomy places the organism in Eukaryota, Metazoa, Chordata, Mammalia, Rodentia, Sciuridae. The record is from RefSeq and is a predicted model, not a curated record. The transcript is spliced from 7 exons.